This is a messenger RNA of Symbiodinium sp. CCMP2456, 1764 nucleotides long. The record is from the annotation of a GenBank genome assembly. Lineage: Eukaryota; Dinophyceae; Suessiales; Symbiodiniaceae.
AUGGACGUCGACGCGCUACGACUCGAGGUCCCUCGAGCCGUGGCGUCUUGCAUCCUGGGAUUGCAUGGCGCUGCCAAGCGAGAGCUGGAGGCAGCGACAGGCGCUUCGGUGCAAGUUCAUGUGGCGGAGGGCCGAUUGGAGCUGGCUGGCAAGGCCGCAGCGGUGCAGGCGGCACAACAGCUUUUGGCCGAAAGGGUUUGCUAUGUGGCCUACGAGGUGCCGCGGGAAAUCGCCAGUGCAGUGUUGGGGGAGCGUGGCCAGACGCGGCAGGAGCUGGAGAAAGCUUCUGGUGCACACAUUUGGGUGGAGCUGCGCGACUCGGGCCUCUCAUUUGUGCAGCUGGCCGGCUCUGGGGUCUCUGUGGCCCAGGCCACGUCAGCCUUGGAUGCCCGCUUCUUCCAGGACUCCAUCGACCUUCCUCUCUUCGCAGAGCGCCGUGGGAAGGAGAUCGUUCGCCAGCUGCGCGAGACCAUUGCACGUGAAGGGCGCUCGCAAGACUGCCGCCUGCAUUUGGAAAGGAUGCCCAACCACUGCUGUGUGAAGUUCACCGGGAGCCGUGAGAUUGUGGCCAAGGCAAAGUCGUUGGUUGAGGGGGCCAUUGCCUUUACUGAGCUGGCCGUCUCGAAGGCAGAAGCACUUCAAGUCAUUGGCAAGGGCGGCUCCAGGAUCAAGUUGCUACGGGAGAAGACUGGAGCGCAUCUGGAAGUGGUUCUUGACAGAGACCCAUGCCUGGUCCAGAUUGCGGGAUCGCCGCAGGCAUUGUCACUUGCCAAGGAGGAGUUGAGGGCGGAUGCACCUGGCGCCAGCCCAGCUCCAUCCACUGGAGACAAGUCGGUGCGGAUGCCAACAGCAGUGGCCAUGGAUACCACUGAGGCCGUCAUCGCAAGCCCUGCCCAGAACUCUACCAGUGCUGUGCAGCAGUUGGCUUCCACGCCCAAACAUCAGAAGGUGCUGAUCGAUGGUUUGGAUGUGCUCCGCUUUCGCAACGCUUCGGGCUCUGGAGCGGCCCCGGAGGUCUCUUGGCCUCAACUCUUUUCUGCCGCCGCCUUCUUCGCCUUGAAGGCACACGAAAUCCAGAUUUUCCUGCCAUUGGCCGAGCUCGACCCACAGCAGUGUGACCGGCUCCGUGCAACUUUCGGCACGGAGGCCGUGGUAAAGGCCGACGCCUCGCGGUCGUUGAUCCUCUCCGCAGCCGAAGUGCUGACGAGCACGGGCAAGCGAUGCGUCAUUGUCAGCAAUGCGACAGGAGGAGCUUUUGACGAUGCAUGGGUGCAAGAUCUUCGUGUGGGAUACGCCUUCUUGGAUGCAGACACCUUCGUGCCAGCCUGGCCGAGCGCAGCGCCGGCGAUGGCCGAGAAGACCGCCAAAGGUUUCUUCCACAAACGCUCCAUGUUCGUCGGAGGCAUCAUGGAGAAGAAAGAGCGAUGCAUUGACUGCACUCGUCCUGUUUGGGACGGCCAUGCCUCAAUGAAAUGUUCGAAGUGCCGAACGCCGGGUGGAGCAGGCCCCAAGCUUCACAUCGAUGCGGAGGCAGCAAAGAGAGUGAUCCUCCACACCACAGGCGUGCCAGAGCCGAAACUUUCGCAGGAUGCUGCAGCAAGCAAUCCCGUCAUCAGCAGCGACUCAGAGGAUAAAAAAGACGGCGCCAGCAAGCCCAUCAAGGCAGACAAGAAAGAGAAGAAGCUCAAAAAGCUCAAAAAAGUCAAGAAGGAGAAGAAAGAUAAAAAGAAAAAGAAGAAGGACAAGGAUGACACGAGCAGCUGA